Thamnophis elegans (Western terrestrial garter snake) is the source of this 3099-nucleotide messenger RNA. It is a transcript of the gene TGFA, whose product is annotated as transforming growth factor alpha. The transcript has 6 exons. The record is from RefSeq and is a predicted model, not a curated record. The coding region runs from base 133 to 615 and encodes 160 amino acids. Gene Ontology annotation, biological process: positive regulation of cell population proliferation; epidermal growth factor receptor signaling pathway; positive regulation of mitotic nuclear division. Lineage: Eukaryota; Metazoa; Chordata; Lepidosauria; Squamata; Natricidae.
UCUGCCGGGCAGAGCGGAGCCUCCGCAGCCGCAGGUGGCAGCCUCCCUCUCGGCAUGCUGGGCGCCGCCUCCGCCGGACACGGGCUGCGAAGGUGAGCCGCUCCCCACCCGCCACACCACGCCGCCCGCACCAUGGCCAGCGCCGCGGCCGCCGAGCUCGCCCUGCUCGCCUUGGGUGUUUUGUUGGCGGUGUGCCAUGCCUUAGAGAACACAACAUCAGCCUUGAGAGGUCCCCCGGUGGCAGCUGCAGUGAGAUCCCACUUUAACAACUGUCCAGAUGCCCACAGUUCCUUUUGCUUCCAUGGGACGUGCAGAUUCCUGGUGCAAGAAGAAGAACCGACGUGCGUGUGCCACUCUGGGUACAUAGGAGCCCGCUGUGAGCACGCCGACCUCCUGGCGGUGGUUUCUGCCACCCAGAAGAAGCAAACCAUAACCGCUUUGGUGGUGGUUUCCAUCGUUGCCUCCAUUGUGCUGGUCGUGGUCUGCGUCCUGAUACAUUGCUGCAGGAUACGGAAGCACUGCGAGUGGUGCAGAGCAAUGGUUUGCCGGCAUGAGAAACCCACCGGACUGCUGAAGGGGGCCACAUCUUGCUGCCACUCAGAGACAGUUGUCUGACAAAAACCAUGGAAGGGAACAGCACAGAGUUCGACCUGAGAGGCCUACAGUCUUCUGAAAAAAAGUUUCAUGUGGACAAGACAGUUUCCAGGGACUUAACCAGGAAGCCAACGCAGUGCAACUUUUGAGGCCGCCUCCGGAUCUUCCCCCGUAACGCUGGGCAUCCAGAACUUUGCUGAAAGAGCUGUGUGGCCGGUGCCACUUCUGACUAAACCUGUCUGUGGUCUGUGACCACCAGCAAAUCUCCAAGACUUCUUUUUAGUCGAAAUAGAGAAGAGUGACAAUCGGCAGCUUUACAUUUACUGUAAGCACCACCUUGUUCUGGUUUGCCUUGGAAAAGGUUUAUUUCAUGGAGACUGGAUCCAGCGUUAUCUGAUGGGCUGCCUUGGCUUUGCCUACCUGUUGCGUCUUUGGACUCCUCUCCAGUGGAAGGAUGCUCCCCGUUAGGCCUCUGGGAGUAGUCCCACUCUCCAGUGGGCACUCAGACCCAAGUAGAAAAAUGCCAGGUAGCCUUGCCCGUGUUUGUAGUGUCCUAUUUGGGGAAGGGAGAGGGGGAAACAUUGUGGGGGAGGGUAGACUGGAGCCAGGUGAGAGCAGAAGUUCCUUCACCUUCCUUCCUUUCUUCCUUCCUCCCUCCCUCCCUCCCUCCCUUCUGAAUCAUUGCUCCUCGACUGGGGUCUCUGGGUAACUUGGUGGCACCUCUGCUACCUUUUUCCAAGAAGAAAACAGACCACAGAAGCCUUAGUUGUUAUUACAUGACGGGUAGGAAUGGGCUGUUGAAAGAGGUGCAUCUGGCCUUGUUUUUAAUACUGACUUAAACGCCUUUGAGCUAGAUGAGGUUUACUAAAAAUCAAUUUUUAGCAGGGGUAUUUUUAAAAUGCUGCACUGUUUCUGGGUUUACUACUUGUACGGAAUUUCUAACUAUUUCAACGUCUUGGGAGAGAGAAGAUUCCUCCAAGUCACAAACAUUCCAUAGGACUAGGAACAACAUUCCACAAUUGUGUGGGCGCUUGAAUGUUUUGACACUCCCCACACCCCGGCACGACAAAAGGGUUUGGUUCCAAGAAUGAGGUAGUUCUGGGAAAGCCUGGGCAAGUGUGAGCUAGGGUGGCCUUCCAGGAAGACCUUGGAAGCCAAAUUCUUCUCAAGAAGCUUGAGAAACUCCUGAGGUGGAGGAAAGUUCUGCUCCAGAAUCGGCCCUUUGGCAGCUGCAUGGAGGUUUAAAGGACUGGUCCCGUGAGGACCAAAGGUAGAAGGAAGCGAGAGAGAUGGCAAUAGACCUGAGUGAUGGCUCAAGAGCCAUUCUGAAUUGGCCAGCUAUGAAUUCUGAUUGGCAUGCAAGCCAAAGCACCUUCAGUUUCACCUUCUUUCCUUCGCUGAUGGAAAGAAGAUCUAUUUGCCGACACUCCUGAUUUCUCAGGUUCCAUUUCCCCAGACGGAUGGCUUGGCAUGUCGACGGGAGCUUCGUGCCAAAACUUUGUGGCCAUGUGACAAGUUGGUUUUGUUCCUCAAGUGGUCUGGCUGACAAAGGCUUCCGUUGUUUUUAGUGGGCCGAUUCUCUUCCUGCCCUGAUCGUAAUGGGAUUCCCUCUGACUUUCCUCAAAGGGGAAAUAAUGGGGUUCUUAAACCCGCCCCCUUUUUCCCUAGCUUUGCUUCUCAACAACCAGUCUAUAGAUUGGGAGUUUCUCAAAUAAGUAAAAAAGGAAGAAAGGAAUUCCAAAAAGCACUGCCUUUUGCACAAUCCCUCAAGGCACAUAAAUUAGAGCCAUAGAGCUACAGAAAACGUACCUUUGCUCAGUUGAGAAUUGCCCCAAAGGAGAGCUUGGAUCUUAUCAGACCAGGUUCAGGAGCUGCAGCAUCCAAGGACUUUGGUUGCCUUUCUCCUAAAUUAGGCUUUUGAUACAUUGUCGAAUGGGAAACCAGUCCAGGGGAGGAAAGAGCCUUCUCUGAAGUCAGCCUUCUGCUCUUCUCUGGGUUUCUGUUUUGUGGGUUGCUGUUUAGAAAUAAGAUGUACCCUGUCAGCUGGCAAUUGUUUAAUCUGACGUGACCCAGACUUAUGGAAUUGAUUGACACUAGAAGUAUCAAGGCUUUGGGGGAGAAAAACGGUUUAAAAUUCUCAAAUGAAAUAUUUCUUCUAAAGCAAAAGAGGCCUUUUUUCAUCUUAAAUGCAUUUGAAUUAUGCUGAAUUAUCAGCCACUAAAUGCCUCUUCCCCAUUCUGUGUGUUGACGCUGUUAACGUUUUGUCCUUUUUCACAAUUUAAGUUUAGUUUGGUCCACAGCCAAACUGAAGUUUUAUUUUUAGCCAAGGUUACACUUUUUUUCUUCUGUAUAUAUUGCACUGAAGGUUACUAUUUAAUAUUUUAAUUUAUUGUGUAGAUAAAUUAAUUUGAUUCAUGUAAGAUGUUUAUGUGAUUGGUUAUUAUUUCUUCCUUAAUACGCUGAGUUAAUAGAUAUUUAAAUGAGUGAAAUACACUUUUCAUAAUA